Plectropomus leopardus (leopard coralgrouper) is the source of this 2815-nucleotide messenger RNA. Lineage: Eukaryota; Metazoa; Chordata; Actinopteri; Perciformes; Serranidae. The record is from RefSeq and is a predicted model, not a curated record.
GUUGUAGCCGUGGUAACAUGUGAUUGCUGAAGCAGAGUGUUAUCCUCUUUUACAUCUCUCAAGGUGUCGUGUCCAGGUGGGGUGGUAACCAUGGAGAGGCUGUUGCUGUGUGUGAUGCUGGCAGUUGCCAUGGCGGUGCGAGCACAAAUCUGCCCCAAGCGCUGCGUGUGUCAGAUCCUGUCACCCAACCUGGCGACCCUCUGCGCCAAGAAAGGUCUCCUGUUCGUACCGCCAAACAUUGAUAGGCAUACGGUGGAGCUACGGCUGGCUGACAACUUUGUCACAAGUGUGAAGAGGAAAGAUUUUGCAAACAUGACACGGCUGGUGGACCUAACAUUAUCCAGGAACACCAUCUCCUACAUUACACCUCAUGCCUUUGCCGAUCUGGAAAACCUCAGAGCUCUACACCUCAACAGUAACCGGCUGACAAGGAUAGGCAAUGAUACGUUCAGCGGGAUGUCGAAGCUUCACCACCUGAUUCUGAACAACAACCAGCUGGUGCUGAUCCACCAGGGAGCAUUCAACGACCUGCUGGCGCUGGAAGAAUUGGACCUCAGUUACAAUAACCUGGACUCUAUUCCUUGGGAGGCCAUCCAGAAAAUGAUUAGCCUCCAUACGUUGAGUUUAGACCACAACAUGUUGGACUACAUUCCAGAGGGAACAUUUUCCCUGCUACAGAAACUCAACCGGCUGGACGUCACCUCUAACAAGCUCCAAAAGCUGCCACCGGACCCACUUUUUCAACGAGCACAGGUCCUAGCCACUUCGGGGGUGUUGACCUCCACUUCUUUCGCAUUGUCGUUUGGUGGGAACCCUCUCCACUGUAACUGCGAGUUACUGUGGCUCCGAAGGCUGAACAGGGAGGAUGACCUGGAGACGUGUGCUUCACCCCAACACCUCUCUGGAAGAUACUUCUGGUCCAUCCCUGAGGAAGAGUUUCUCUGCGAACCGCCGCUCAUCACCAGAUACUCCCAUGAGAUGAGGGUGCUUGAAGGGCAGAGAGUCACACUCAGGUGUAAGGCAAGAGGCGACCCAGAGCCAGCCAUCCACUGGAUCUCUCCUGAGGGCAAACUGGUCUCCAAUUCCUCCAGAACGUUGGUCUACAAUAACGGGACUCUGGACAUCCUCAUAAGUACGGUGAAAGACACCGGCUCCUUCACCUGCAUCUCCUCCAACCCCGCCGGUGAAGCCCACCAAACAGUCGACCUGGUGAUUAUAAAACUCCCCCACAUCUCCAACAACACCAACAACAUCCAGGAGCCUGACCCUGGAUCGUCCGACAUUUCCACGUCAACACGGGGAGGAGCCAACGGGAGCAACGUGACGGGCGACGUAAAGGGUGGUGUGGAUAAGAGGGUGGUGACGGCCGAGGCCACGUCAUCGACAGCGCUGAUCAAGUUCAACUUCCAGAGGAAUAUUCCAGGCAUCAGGAUGUUCCAGAUACAGUACAAUGGGAGCCAAGAUGACUCGUUGGUUUACAGAAUGAUCCCUCCAUCUAGCAAGAACUUCCUGGUCAACAACCUGGCAGCAGGGACUCAGUACGACCUCUGCGUGCUGGCCAUCUACGAUGAUGUCAUCACCUCUCUGACAGCAACACGCGUGGUCGGCUGUGUGCAGUUCACCACCGAGUCAGAGUAUAUGAGGUGUCAUUUUAUGCAGUCUCAGUUCCUCGGCGGCGGGACUAUGAUCAUCAUCAUCGGAGGGAUAAUAGUGGCUUCGGUGCUCAUUUUCAUCAUCAUCCUGAUGAUCCGGUACAAGGUGUGUAACCCUGGUGAGGGGGGUAAAGGUGUUUCAUUGUCGAUGACCAACGUUCACUCACAGACCAACGGGCAGCAGUCCCAGGGAUGCACUGUGACUCCCAGCUCCUCCAAACACGGCUCAAUCGGAUUAGACGACCUCUCAGGAGGCACAAAGAAGAGGAGCGCAGCAGGAGGAGCAGGGGGAGGAGGAGGGGGCAAGGAUACGAUGACUCAGUCGUCCGACUCAUCCCUGCCCGACUGCUCCACGACCACGUCAGUUCUCAGCCAGCCUUGGGCAGCCAGGAGCCCAACAGCUGGAGCCGAGGAGCGGGAGAAAGCGGGUGAAGAGCGAGCUCAAGCUGGCGUCUCGUCGCCCACUGGCGCCACCGGCUCACUCACCAAGCCAAAGCGGAAGCCUGCUCCGAGUAAGCCAGGCUCGUCUUGCUCCAACGCCUCGGCUGCUCCCGAAAACCUCCCCUCCUCCUCCCCUCGCCCUCCUUCCUCCUCCUUCUCCACCGCCUCCUCCACUCUCCUCCCCUCCACACCUCUGGAGAAUCUCAACACCAACCGCAACAACUCCACCUCCCUCAACCAAACCCCGCUUCCCUUCACCCAUUCCCCUUUCUCCAGCCCUCUUGCCUCCCCGAGCCCCGUCCCCUCCAUCCGAUUUCGAGAGACGCCCAUUCUUCGCAGGGCUCCCCGCGCCUCCACCUCUAGCUCCGCCAAGUACCAGACUCUCCCUGCGGAGGAGGUUGGAAGGAGCAGGGCGAGGAGGAGGUACUCGCUCAGUGAAGGAGGCUCAAAGACUCACUCCUCCAAUCAGGGGGCAGGAGGAGCACCCAAAAUAGGGCGCAUAUUGCGGAACAAAAGGAGCCAAUCAAUGAGCGGGAUGCUGCUCCCGAAAGACGGGGACGGAGACUCGGACAAAGGGAGGUGCGAUUCAGACUGGAUCUUAGAAAGCACGGUUUGAACUGGAACCAGACCAUGACAUAAACUUUGGUUUAUCCAUUAUUGUUUAUCUUUUGUAUGUGUGUGUGUGUGUGUGUUGGUUUGAAUUUGUCUAGAGAGGUGUGUGA